This is a messenger RNA of Moneuplotes crassus, 574 nucleotides long. The record is from the annotation of a GenBank genome assembly. Lineage: Eukaryota; Ciliophora; Spirotrichea; Euplotida; Euplotidae.
AUGAACAAGCAGCUUGGAAGUAAGAUAGAAAAAUCUAAAACUCCCACUCUUCAGAAACAUUUACUUGGACAUGGUAUUUCUUUUAUAAACUCAAAAUAUGACAAAAGUUAUUUCAUCUCAGCCUGUCAAGACGAUGAGCCUGAUAUCGACUACUAUCGUCGUAUAAUUGAGCUAGAUAAGAACAAGAGAUCAGUGAAGGAGAUCAGUAAAACCCGGAUCACGUAUGAAGAAGAGAAGAAAAAUAAGAUGGUAGAGAUAGCAAAGACUAAAUAAAUUCAACAAUGAUGAAAAGGCAAAUACAGCUUCUUUAGCUCCUAAAAUAGACUCUAGUGCUCGCUGAAUGUUUAUGUACAAGCGUCCUGGCACUAAGAACAUGUUUGGCAAGACAAAUACUUCUAUUGUGACAUUGUUUCCAACUCCACCGGCGAAAUUUGUCCCGAAGGAUAAAGAAAAAGCAAUUGCACAUUUUAGAGAGAAAUGACAAGCUAGUACAGACUCUCAUGAUUGUAAGAGCCUUAAGAAGCAGAAUCCAUUUGUUUUCAUGGCAGGGUAUAAAUUGAGAAAUGGGAUUUAA